This is a messenger RNA of Sinocyclocheilus anshuiensis, 4614 nucleotides long. RefSeq names its product RING finger and transmembrane domain-containing protein 1-like. Gene Ontology annotation, molecular function: ubiquitin protein ligase activity. The record is from RefSeq and is a predicted model, not a curated record. Gene Ontology annotation, biological process: positive regulation of ERAD pathway. NCBI's taxonomy places the organism in Eukaryota, Metazoa, Chordata, Actinopteri, Cypriniformes, Cyprinidae. Gene Ontology annotation, cellular component: endoplasmic reticulum. The coding region runs from base 690 to 1955 and encodes 421 amino acids. The transcript has 9 exons.
AGACAUGGUCCUCAGAGGCAGGUUCUCUGUAGACUAGGGAGGAAAGGGAAGGCCUAUAUACUAUGAUUCAAAAGUUAAAGCAGUGGGACUUGGCCAGUUCAGCAAAACAAUCCAGCUGAUGUUUCGACAGUGGAAAAAAGAAACAGAUAUAACAAUCACUGGGAUGAGGGCACCUUGAGACAUUAUCAACCAACCAGAACAUUAACAACAAAACCUGAAUUCAGGUGAGUUAAAGGGUUGCUUGCACCAACAUACAGUACAUCAAAGAGCCUCUCAGUGUCCAUUCACUUUCCUUAUAAGGAAAAAGACGCAAAGGAAAGGUGAUUGACACGUUCUGUCAUUGUGCUUAACAUCUUAUUUUGUUUUCCAAAAAAAACCGUAAGCAAUACGGGGUUGGAACAACAUGAGGGUAAGUAAAUUAUUUUUUUCGUUGAACUGAGUUUAUCGCUAAAAUGGGGCUUUUAUUUUGAAAGCAAGAGACAGCCUUAUUGAGGACUUUCAUUUUGCUUUCCAGCAGAGCCACAGGUUCCUUUAGUAGGUCAGACCAGAUGGCUCCCGGAACAAUAAUGUCAAGCUGAAACUAAACUCCUUUAGCCGAUGAGCUGUUUUGAUUAUUAUCUCUUUGAGUAAUUUUGUUUUGAUCGUUCAAACACCACCAUAGCCUUUAGAAUGGAGAUCGAUGAUUUAUCAUGAAACUCCGCGCGCAGUAUGACAGAGGAACAUAUAGCGAGUCUAGAAGAGCGUUUAAACUGAGGGAUUCACCUGAUCCGAUGCAAACCGAUCCCAGCCCGCAGGGAGGGAGCGGGCUGACAUUAACCCUGCAGCCGGAGCUGCUCACCCGAAUGCCUGGAGCUGGAAGUUCCAGCGGGCCGGAAACGGACGAGGAUGUCAGGGUUCCUAUAGGCAGCUCACCGGGGUCCACAAGUGGACGUGGCGCGACCUCGCGGAGGCUGAGAGCAGCGAGCCACAGCCACUCCCAUUCUCACGGACACAGACACACGCACAGCCACGAGCACGAGUCAGACAGUGGCGAGGCGAACCUGGAAUCCGGAGAAUCCAGCAGCUCAUUAUCGGAGCUGCGCUACCUCCUGCGCUGGCUCAAGAAAAGUCUUCCUUUCAUAGUUAUUCUCUGUGCGAAACUAGUCAUCCAGCAUGCCCUGGGUCUGGCUGUUGCAGUGGGUUUGUUUACCACUUUUAUGUAUGUCAACAAAAGCAUUCAAACGCAAGUCUUUCUCCACGACCGAAGGACAAAGUUGCAUUGUGCCUGGCUCUUGCUUUUCCUCACAUCCUCCAGUCUCCUUGUGUUCUACACUUUUCACACUCAGUCACUUUAUCGCUGCCUCAUUUUUGCCAACGCUACAAUAGAUUCGCAGAACUUUUGGGAGGUUUUAUGGUGCGUCGGUGUGACUAACUUCAUUUUGAAGUUUUUCUUCAUGGGGCUUAAGUGUCUAAUUCUCCUCAUCCCCUCCCCGCUCAUGACAUACCGGCGAAGGGGUCAGUGGUACAUGCUCAUAGAAGAGGUGGGUCAGUUGUAUCAGGUGAUCGCUCCUGUCCCGCUUUGGUUCCGCUAUCUGGUCAGCUACAAUGAGAUGGACACCUCAGUGGGUCUGACUCUGGGAAUCCUGCUAGCCUUGCUCUACCUCAUAAUGAAGCUUUUGGCCUUGUAUGGACUGUCAGGAUCAUUGCAAAAAACAUUACGGACUUUUUUUAGUUCUGAGGUGAACGGAGCUUCAGCCAGUCCUGCUCAGGUUAGAGAGGCAGGUGACAUUUGUCCGAUCUGUCAGGCUGAUUUUAAGCAGCCUCGGUUCCUCGUGUGUCAGCAUAUCUUCUGUGAGGAGUGCAUCGCCCAGUGGCUUAACCAGGAGAGGACCUGCCCCCUGUGCCGCACUGUCAUCACAGACAAGGUGCAUAAGUGGAAAGAUGGUGCAACAUCAGCUUAUUUUCAAAUCUACUGAAAUCUCACCGAAAGGAUGGAGACACAGUGUUGUGACCAGCAGUGGAUCCACAUAAUAUGGAUUGUUUUCUCCUCUCAAACAUCUCCGUUGAGCAAACAGCACUUGUUAUAAGACAAAAGGCUCUAGAAAAAGCUCCAGUUUGAGUUUAUAUAUAUAUAUAUAUAUAUAUAUAUAUAUAUAGAUAUAGAUAUCUUGUCAAAAGGACAAGUGCAGCUCUUGUAUUCUUAUUAUUAUUAUACUAAUAUUUUGCAUGUGGAGCUCCCAUAUUUCUUAGUGUUUAUAAUUUAUAUUCCUCUUUGUGUUCUUGCAAUAUUACUAAUUACCUUCUGGGUGUAAGCAGAAGAAUACAGUGGAGACAAAUAUAUUUCUUCAUAUUGUAUUUGUGGAGAAAACACUAACAAAUAACAUAGCAGAAAUUCAUUUGUUGACUCCCUAAAUGUAUUUAAAAAAAAUUUGUUUCAUUUUUCAUAGAUACUGGUCUUUUUGAUCCAUAGUCAGAUACUGUGGUUUUUGUAACUGAACUUUUCUUAAACACUUUUAUGAAUCCAAUAAUAAGGAGUUUUGAAAAGUUAUGGAUUUUGCGUUCCAGUAUUCUGGUUUCUUUAGUAAUAAUCUGAAUGUGAGGUAAUUGCACUUGAACUACUGAUUUAUCAAAUGAUGUAGCAUUAGAAUUUUGGAACCAUGUGAAUUUUGUGACUGAACAACAUACAAUGGCUUUUGAAUUAUUAAAAUGUCACUGUACCUGCUAAAUGCAUUUGUAAUUCAGGCCCUUCACAGAUACAUGGUAUUUUUCUAAUCAUGUUGCACUUACAUUGUAAUAAACCAAAGCGUUGAAGAAAUAUCUAUUUUAGUACCAUCAUACAGUAUGCAGUUAUAAUUGUAUUUUUAUCCAGUAUAUUUGACCAAAUACAUUUUAAAAACCUUUAAAAAGUGUCACUGAAAUUCUUUGUCCAGUAAAUGCAGGGUUGCUUGGUAAAUGCUCAAAUUCAAUUUUGUUGAUUUUGUAGAAUUCACUAGAGGUUAAAUUAAAAUUAAUUUUAAAAUAAACACAAGCAAUCACAAAACACCAGAUCUGAAACAAUCUCAUGUAAUUCUGUACUUUAUAUCCAUUCAUUUUUUAAACCAAACGUGACACUGUAAUAAACACAGCAUUUAAAAUGCAAAAUGAAUCCUCAUCUGCAUCUCAAUUCUCUUCACAGGCAUUUUCGUUUCACUUUAGAAUCAGGAAGUUUCAGAAUUUGUUCCAAUUCUAAUGUAAUGGAGUACUACAGAUUUUCAAAAUUAGGUUCAGGUCAACUUUUUCGAAAUCUCAAUUACACACCACAUUAUAUUUUUAUAAGGAACAUAUAAUAAAGAUAAAAAAAACACACACAAAAAAAUAGACCAUUAACACUUGGCACCAAGUUAUGUCUUAAUAUGCCAACAUGACUGCAAGAAUCAGUGGAAGAUGGUUUGAGAGGUUUUAAACCCAGUCUAGUGAUUAUAUGGGCUAAUGGUCAAUAUCCAACUAAUCAGACAGUGACAGAAGUGAUACAUAAAGCCAUUUAUGCCACAUUACAGACCCCUCUCUCUCAGACAGCAUUGCAUAGAAUAAAUGGUCAAUAUCUGUGUAUGCGAAGGCAAAAUUCACAUGAAGCCAUUACGGGCUGUUAACCGCCACGGCACAGCAGCCUGUUGUUUAUCAGUAGGCACUGUAUCUGAUAGUGUAAGAUAUUCACCAUCAUGCUUCCUGUGCAUAGAGAGUACAGCCAAUUAUUAGCUUGAUGGAAGCUGCUGCAAAGUCCAGACAGUUCAAUCAGAGCAAUGGCCUCCUAAUGUCCAACCACAAUUACAAUCUACAUUAUGGAAAUUAGAGUUUGAGGAUUGAGGUUAACAUCACAUUCAAUCAGUCAGUUACAAUGUCACAACAGAACAAUGUUCUCAAGCAGAAAACAAGCCUAUUUUACAUUCCCAUGGGAAAAAAAGUGUGCCAUUUAGAAAUUGUUUAAAUGUGGUCACACAGACGCAAUCGCAGCCUCACACGCAGACGUUCAUUGAUAACAAUAACACAGUACUACGAGCACAGGAAUGCCUGUGAAACACAAUACAUGAAACCACCUGUGAUGACUUUGUCUAAAUAACCCCUGCUUACAGACAGCAAAUCUUAACGAUGCAGAUUCAGUGUUCACCAGUUGGAGUCACAUUAUCAUACUUAUUGUAUCUAUAAGAACUAUUAUACAAGGAAAGAGCACCAAUAUUCAUGAAGAAUCAUGUCUAUGUACAACAAUGAAAAAAAUACAGAUUUUUGUUUAUUUUUAUACUUUAUUACUCUUCCAUCAUCUUCUUUUCCCUUAACCACAUCCAAGCAUAUUCAAUCAAAAUUCAAUAGAACGAUAAAUAAUCCAGUGGUUUUCCCCUCAUCUGGUGCACAGUGCACAUCCUGAAAACAUACUUAAAAUCCCAACUUUUAAUGUCCUUGAGAUUAAUAAAAUUACUUUGACCCCAACACCAUUAUAGAAAGAAGUACUAAAUAAUAAAAAUUAAAAGGGUUGGCAUGUCUCUGUGUUCAUGUAACUAAUCAGGCUAAAUCCAGAACAGCAUUCUUGACUAUAAAGAAUAAAUAAUUUGCAUAGUUUAGAAAACUAUAUGGCACCUGAAAAAUAAAUAGGUUAAAAAAAAU